GGCGCCCGCCCGCUGCCGCCGCCGUCGCCGCCAUGAAGCCGGGGCCGCCGCACCGCGCCGGGGCCGCCCACGGGGCUGGCGCCGGGGCCGGGGCUGCGGCCGGGCCCGGGGCCCGCGGGCUGCUCCUGCCUCCGCUGCUGCUGCUGCUGCUGGCGGGGCGCGCCGCGGGGGCUCAGCGCUGGCGCAGCGAGAACUUCGAGAGGCCCGUGGACCUCGAGGGCUCCGGGGAUGACGACUCCUUCCCGGAUGAUGAGCUGGACGACCUGUACUCGGGCUCGGGCUCGGGCUUCUUCGAGCAGGAGUCGGGCAUUGAGACAGCCAUGCGGUUCAGCCCAGACGUGGCCCUGGCAGUGUCCACCACACCCGCGGUGCUGCCCACCAUGGACGUCCAGCCCGUGGGCACACCCUUCGAAGAGCUCCCCACGGAGCGCCCUACCCCGGAGCCAGCCACCAGCCCCCCACUAGUGACAGAGGUCCCAGAAGAGCCCAGCCAGAGAGCUACCACCAUCUCCACUCCUACGGCCACCACUGCUGCCACAACCACAGGAGCCCCAACUGUGGCCACGGUGCCUGCCACUGUGGCCACUGCUGCCCCCAGUGUCCCCGCGACCCCCACUUCCACGGCCACCACCUCUGGCGUAAGGACCACCGGCCUAUGGAGGCUUCUGCCUCUUCCACUGACCACGGCAGCCACGGCCCGGGCCACCACCCCAGCGGUGCCCUCACCUCCUACCACGGUGGCGGUCUUGGACACAGAGGCCCCAACACCCAGGCUGGUCAGCACAGCUACCUCCAGGCCCAGGGCCCUUCCCAGGCCGGUGACCACCCAGGAGCCUGACAUGCCUGAGAAGAGCACCCUGCCCCUGGGAACCACCGCCCCUGGACCCACGGAGGUGGCUCAGACCCCAACUCCAGAGUCCUUCCUGACCACCAUCCGGGAUGAGCCGGAGGUGCCAGUGAGCGGGGGACCCAGCGGGGACUUUGAGCUGCCAGAGGAAGAGACCACACAGCCAGACACAGCCAAUGAGGUAGUGGCCGUGGGUGAAGCUGCGGCCAAGCCAUCGCCUCCACCUGGGACACUGCCCAAGGGUGCCCGCCCAGGCCCCGGCCUCCUGGACAAUGCCAUCGACCCAGGCAGCUCGGCAGCUCAGCUGCCCCAGAAGAGCAUCCUGGAGCGGAAGGAGGUGCUCGUAGCUGUGAUCGUGGGCGGGGUGGUGGGGGCCCUCUUCGCCGCCUUCCUGGUCACUCUGCUCAUCUACCGCAUGAAGAAGAAGGACGAGGGCAGCUACACGCUGGAGGAGCCCAAGCAGGCAAGCGUCACGUACCAGAAGCCUGACAAGCAGGAGGAGUUCUACGCCUAGCGGAGCCACAGUGCCUCCCUGUAGCCGCAGCACCACCCUUCUGCCCAGUCCCUAGCCUGGCACUACCAGCCCCAGCCUGGGACUGGGCCUGGGAGGCAACCUGGCCUCAGUUCAUCUCCGCCACCCUCCCAAGGUCUGCCUAGACUGCCAGCCUCACACAGCUCUUCCCCAAGGGACAGGGGGCACUGCCAUCUGCCCCAGACUGUGCCCUUAUGAGCUCAUCACUUGUUUUCCCCCCGACCACCAGCCUGGGGCUUCAGGACCUCAUGUCAGAUGGACAGGAGGAAGGAAGCUCCUGAUUGGCUGGUGGAAGAAGGGGUGGGGCUUGAGCCCUAACAUGGCCCCACAGGGCUGCCUGAGGUUUCUUUCGAGGGGCAGAGAGGCAGGCAGGCUAGAUUCCAGGACAAGCCUUUGGCAAGCUCAGCCCUCGAAAUCUUUGAGACACUGCAACCUCCUGCCCCUGUCCCAGGUCCCCUCUCUGCCUGGGUGAGAGGGUACCCCUCACCACCAGCCUGUUUUGUCCUGGUCUCUGGGGUUGUUGGGUCAUUUUUCCUCAUCCUUGCCUGAUCCCCAUGCACCCACAGGCUUCACCUCCUUCCCAGUCUGCCCCCAAGGUAUUGACUUCUCAAGAGUGCCCUGGCAGCCUCUGGUGAGGAGGGGCUGGGGUGCUUGAACCUCCUUCUCCUAAGACACCACCUCCCCCGUGGUCACACAUAUCGUCACACACAAAGACAGAAGCAUGCAACGACAAAAUCAUAUGCAAUCUUGACCACCCAGCCAAAUGAGACAUGUCACGUACACACACAUCCUUCCAAAGAUGCUUAUUCUCGUGCGUUUCUCAUGUGCCGCCCCCCCCCCCCCCCCGAUGCUAUGACAAUGCAAGUCACUAGUCAUCACCCAGUGGUGACGGCAUGGCUUCCUUCCCUCUCUGCCACCUUCCCCCAUGCCCCACCCCCACACACUCCAACAUCACACAUGUUGUCUCCAGCCGUCAGGCUACUGGGGAGGGUGCAAUUAGACUGGAACAAUCAGCCCAUAUUGGGUCCCCUGAGUCACCCCGUCACACUCAGCCCUCACAACACCUGCACCAGCCACAUUGCCACCAACCCCCCGGGAGUCAGCCACAAUCCCAUGUGGAUGCACACAGUCUCACCCACACAACCCUGCUUUCACACUGGAGGAGGACGGGUGGACCCCCACCUUCCCUGGAAUUAAGUGCAGUGCGGGGGAUGUCGCCACAACCCCCCCCCCCCGCCCCCUGCAGGACAUUGCACACCCUCCGGCCCGGCCUCACCCUGCCUGCUCCCCUCCAGUCUGUAGUCUGCAAAGGGCUUGGUUCGGGGCCAGUCCCCGCUUACAGAGGAAGGCAGGCUGCUUCCUGGAAUUCGGCCUUAGGCUGGGGGAGGAGGCUUGGGUCUCCCAGGACCAAAGGCCCAGGGAGGGGAGCGGGCGUGCUGUGGGGCUCCUGGUCUCCCUUCGUCCCCCUCCUGCCCUGAGUGAGGGGGCUGACUCUGCCUCCCAGGACACAAGUCUCCAAAGUGCCUGUGAGGGUGGGCCCUGCGCCCAGGCCCUCGGUACCCUCUCCCUUCUGCCUCCCCAGGCCCACCUCAUCCCCGGCCCUGGGCCCUCCCAGGCUCCCUCCGGUGGACAACUGCCCUUGACUGUGACCAAACAACCUGGCGCAUCUGGUGGCAGCUGGAAGCAGCCCUUCCAGACGCACCACCCCAGGCCGAGGGCUGUGGGCAGGCGGGGUGGGCGUGUCAAACACCCCGACUCGCCUCCCCUUCUUUAUUACCCUUACAAGUGGGGCCACUUAUGUAGAUAUUUUAAAUGUGGGGUCACAAAUCUCCUCCGGGGGAGUGGGCUUUGUGGGGGCUCUUGGAGCCGAGGGGUGUGGUCUGAGUUGUGAUUGGCUGGGGCUCACCCCCCCACCCCUUGCCCACAACCCAGGUUAAAAUCAAGAACCCAGGUUUUAUUUCUGUUCCCUUUUCAAGACUUGCUGGCUGGCAAUAGGCUUCCGCAGGGUGAGAGCUGGGGGUGCCCGAGGCGCUGAGGGUGAGGGUCCGGGGAGCUUCCCCAGCCUGGGUUUUCCACUGCCCUGCUUCCAGCCUGGGGCUCCGUCUUUGAGACCCAAAGGUCCCCUGGGCAGGGCCUGGAGGCCUGUGAGGAACCCAGCCGGUCCGAGACUUUGAGGGGGGCAGGAGCAGGGAGAGGCAUCCCGGGCCCAGGAUCCGAGGGGGGUGACCCGGCCUCCGUCACCGGGCGGGCACGGAAGGGCUGGGGAGAGACCAAAAUCCCAGCCUCUCCCCGCCCUGCUCCCUGUCAGGAUGCUGUCUCCCGGCAGCAGCUUGGGUGAGAAGGCCUGGGCUGGCCGAGGCUGAGAAGCCAAGGAGCACAGAGAGAGGAUCUGGACCCCACUAGGAAAGCCCCAGGAUGCUGGGACCAGGGUAUGAGACCCAGCAGUGGGUGCAGCCUGGGCGUGGAGCCCAGCCCAGGACAGCUGAGUGGGACACGGGCUGGCUGGAGGGACCGGGUGGCUCCAGCCUGACCCCAGCAGACCCGACUCCUCACAUUCUAUGGGCUGGAGCCUAACGUGAGACCUGGGGGUUUGCCUCCUGGCACUGGCUUCUUCUCUUUGUCCGAGAUGGGAGGCCGAGGGCCUCGUUCACAGCCUGGAUGAGUCAGAUGUCCAGGCUUUGUAUUCACGAAGUUUAACACAGACCCAUCAGCCCAAGUCCGCAGGGCAGUCGGGCAGCAGGCGGUGAAAAGGACGAGCUGGAGCUCUCCUAGGUGCAGUGUGGGUGCAGGCCUCACCCCGCCUGGGCACGUGUGUGAUGCGUGCAAGUCCUGUCCAAAUAGGUCCCCAGCCACCCUGGCGCGUCUGGGGACACAUCCUGUGGGGCCCGGGCCUUGUGGGGAAUGCGACCAAGUCCAAAGCAAGAGGGAGCUUGUGUGCUAGACACGGGCCAGGGCCACCCCUCCUUCCCCCGCUGUGACUUCUAGAGCCCAGGCUCUGUCUCCUCAGCGGGCUGGAGGGGGGUCCCUCUCCUGAAGGGUUCAUCCCCUUGAUUGCUGGAAGCAGUGGGUGGUCACCAGAGCUGGGCUGGGCAGGUCAGCAGGCAGUGGCUUGGGGCGCUCAGCCCAGACCGCCCCUGGGGUUGGCAAAGCCACCUGUCCAGGCCUCCAGGCCGGGGCUCUUGGGACAGGAGUUGCUCAGGCCUCCUCGGUGUUCCUGGAUUUCUUCUGACAGCCACCACCCUGGACUUGCUUCCCCAGGCCUCCCGCCUGUAAAUAGAAGCCCACAAACUGUGUACAGAUUUACAGAGACGCCGAGGCCGGGCCCCAGAGUCGCCAUCUAAGGGCUGAUGGCCCCAGCAUCCCCCCGGGCGUCCACCAGGCAGCUCAGCGCACCGGAGGCAGUGUGGCGAAUGCAUGUAAAUAUUUUCUGUAGGCAGCGCGGCUCCAGGGAGCCCCCUGAAGACAGUGCCCCUCCCAUGCGUCCUUUUUCCUGUACAGAACCCUGCCUGGGAUGGGGGGGCACGUGCCCUUCCCUCCCCGAGGCUUCCUUGCCCCAUCCCUCCCCCAUAACCUGUUUAUUAACCAUACCUGUCCUAAGUUCAUGGCCAAAACUUUAAGAAAAAGCGGUGGAAAAAAGAAACCAAGGCACCUGCCCCGUGGCGGGCGCUUACUGUCCCAGCCUUGCGAAGGAACUGUUUGGGGUUUUUUUUUUUUUUUUUUGGUUGAUUGAUUUUUUUGUUUUUUAACACUUCCCGUGCUGUGCCCAUUUAUAAGAGGAAAUAAAAUUAAGCUGAACUGA
Phacochoerus africanus (Common warthog) is the source of this 5178-nucleotide messenger RNA. RefSeq names its product syndecan 3 (gene SDC3). Gene Ontology annotation, biological process: cell migration. Gene Ontology annotation, cellular component: membrane; cell surface. The record is from RefSeq and is a predicted model, not a curated record. Bases 33 to 1361 code for a protein of 442 amino acids. Lineage: Eukaryota; Metazoa; Chordata; Mammalia; Artiodactyla; Suidae. The transcript has 5 exons.